AAAGCGCCCCUGGCAAAAGUUGCCUUUGGACGUGCAACCCUUCUUCCCCCCUCUACCCUACUUUUACGACUAUUCUACGAUGGAUCCAAAUUUCGUUCAAGGCCUUCAUCAUCUCCUUGUCCAAUCGACCGCUAAUGAUACCGUUCAACUCAAAGCUGCCACCGCUCAGCUGAACAGAGAGUAUUACAAGCAUCCGGCUUGCAUUCCUGCUCUUGCAAGCAUUCUCGCAAGUUCCCCAGAACAAUCUAUUCGCCAACUCUCAGCUGUCGAACUUCGAAAACGUAUCAGCCAAAAUUCCGGCGAUCUAUGGAUUCAGGUUUCACAAGAGGAGAGGAAUUUGAUUAAGACGAAGUUGCCAGAAAUUGUCCUUAGUGAGCCAAGCAAGCUCGUUCGUCACUCGGCGGCGCGAGUGAUCGCAGCUAUCGCCGGCAUUGAAAUGCCUCUUGGCACAUGGAACGAACUUCUUCCCUUCCUCCAAUCAACAUGUGUAUCCCCCCAAGUUGCUCAUCGAGAAGUCGGUAUCUACAUCCUAUACACCGUUUUCGAAAACAUAGUCGAGGGCUUCGAGAACCAUCUUCAAAAUUUCUUCAAACUCUUUGAGAGCUUGCUUCAAGACCCCGAGAGCAUCGAAGUUCGCGUUACGACAGUCAAGGCCCUUGGUACUAUCGCUCAAUAUCUUGAUAUUGACGACAAGGCCGAUAUCAAAGCUUUCCAAUACCUCCUGCCUUCGAUGAUCAACGUCAUCGGUCAAUGCGUUGAGAGCGGCGAUGAAAUUGGCGCUCGCCAGCUCUUCGAUGUAUUGGAAACCCUUCUUAUCCUUGAAAUCCCUAUUCUCGGACCCCACAUCCCUCAACUCGUCGAGUUCCUCCUCCGCUGUGGUUCUAACCGCAACUACGAUAACGAGAUACGUGUUCAAGCUCUCAAUGCACUUAACUGGACCAUUCAAUAUAAAAGAGCCAAGGUUCAAAGCCACGGCUUGGCACCUACCCUCCUGGAGGGACUCAUGCCUAUCACUACUGAGGAAGAGCCUGAGGAUAUUGAUGAAGAUGCUCCCUCCCGGUCUGCUCUCCGUAUCAUCGACGGGCUCGCGACGAACCUUCCGCCCAACCAAGUAUUCCCAGCUCUUCGCCAACUCAUCCAACAAUACUUCUCGUCUGCUGAUCCUAACCAGCGUCGCGGCGCUAUGCUCGCUCUCGGUGUCUCCGUCGAGGGUUGCAGCGAGUUCAUGACUCCUCUUAUGGGCCAGGUGUGGCCUGUUGUCGAAGCCGGCCUCCGCGAUCAGGAUGCUAGUGUCAGAAAGGCCAGCUGUAUCGCCGUCAGUUGUUUGUGCGAGUGGUUGGAGGAGGAGUGCACUGCUAAGCACGCCACUCUCAUUCCCACUAUCAUGCAACUCGUAAAUGACCCCGCGACUCAACGAACUGCUUGCACCGCUCUCGACGCCCUCCUCGAGGUCUCUCACAACGUCAUCGAGCAGUACCUCCCUCUUAUCAUGGAACGUCUCGCUGGCCUCCUCGAGACUGCUCCUAUCGCCGUCAAGUCAGUCAUCAUCGGUGCCAUCGGCAGCGCCGCCCAUGCUUCUAGAGAUAGGUUCCUGCCUUACUUCCAGCCUACUAUGGAACGUCUGCAACACUUCCUCAUUCUCACUGGCGAAGGCGAAGAGCAGGAAUUACGCGGUAUCACCAUGGAUGCAGUCGGCACUUUCGCUGAGGCCGUUGGCAAGGAUGUCUUCCGACCUUACUUCUCCGAUAUGAUGAAGCAAGCGUUCGAGGGCAUGCAACUGGGCAGUGCGAGGCUCAGAGAGUGCAGUUUCCUCUUCUUUGGUGUCAUGGCCAAAGUCUUCGAGGACGAGUUUGCCCCUUACCUUCCGAACGUCGUCCCUGCUCUCGUUCAGAGCUUGGAACAAAAUGAGCAAGGCGACGAGACCGCUUCCUUAUCCUCCAACCCCGAAACUGUCGCUGCUUUCGCCUCUGGCUCUACACCCGCUACCGCCAUAAAAAUUGAAGAGGGUGUUAACGGCGAAAUUGAUAUCGAGGACCUUUCUUAUGAUCUGGACAAGCUGCUCGACGUGAACAGUACCAUUUGCAUCGAAAAAGAGAUUGCCGCUGACACUAUCGGCGUCCUCAUGAAUGCAACCCGCCACCACUUCCUCCCUUACAUUGAGAAGUGCACAGUUGAGCUCGUGGGCCAACUUCCUCACUACUAUGAUGGCAUCAGGAAGUCCGCCACCGACUCCCUCUUGGAGAUCGUGAGGACAUUCUAUGAGCUCAGCGGUGGUUCUGAUUGGCAACCUGGUGCAGCCAACGUUGGGUACCUUGACCCGCGAGUCAAGGAGCUCAUUGGCCAUAUUCUUCCUCCUCUCUUGGAUAUGUACGAAUCUGAGGAUAACAAGAAAGUCGUAGCUGGUCUUUGCAUCGGACUCGCAGAGACUAUCAACAAGGUUGGCCCGGCUUUCCUCAAUGGCAAGGCUGAACAGCUCGCCAACAUUGCCAUGCAAGUUCUAGACCAGAAGGCUGUCUGCCAACAAGAUCCCGACCAGGAUGAGACUGAUGAGGCUCCCGAGGAUACUGCGGAGUACGAUUCCAUCCUCAUCUCAUCAGCUGGUGACUUGGUCGCUUCGCUCGCAAACGCUCUCGGUCCCGAUUUCUCGCAAGCGUUCCCCACUUUCUUCGCACUCAUUGCCAAGUACUACAAAAAGAACCGUUCAUUGAGCGACCGCUCUUCUGCAAUUGGAUGUCUCGCCGAAAUCAUUGCUGGUAUGAAGAGCGCUGUCACUCCUCACACCGAAGCACUCCUCGAUCUCUUCUAUCGCGCCUUGAGCGACCCUGAGUCUGAGGUUCAGACCAAUGCUGCAUUCGCAGCUGGUCUCCUCGUCGAGCAUUCUGAGAUGGACCUCUCACCUCAAUAUCUCCACCUUCUCGCCGCCCUCCGACCCCUCUUCGCAGUCACCCCAGAUUCGCCUUCCGGACGCUUCAACGCUCGUGACAAUGCCGUCGGUGCUGUCGCUCGUCUCAUCGCACGCAACACAGCUGCCGUCCCCCUCGACCAAGUCCUGCCUGUCUUCUUCGAUGCUCUUCCUCUCAAGCACGAUUUCCUCGAGAACCGACCGGUGUUCAAGGCUAUUUUCCACUUAUUCGCUACUCAGCCUCAAGUGUUGAGCCCGUACUUGGACAAGCUGUUGCAAGUGUUUGCAUAUGUUCUUGAUCCCAGUGGACCCGAUCAAGUUGGUGACGAAGUUCGCGCCGAGUUGAUUCGUCUCAUUGCCUUGAUCAACUCUGAGCAACCCGCCAAGGUUCAGGCUGCUGGCUUGACUGCCUUCUUGUAAUGGAUAGGGAGAGGAUGAGUGAAGAGGGUAGUCAAACGGAGCCAGAGGGGUUUUUAUGCUUUAGAGCGGGUUGUACUUCGUGCUACAGGGGGGUUUUCUUUUGAUGUUUUUGCUUUGCCACAAUGACUGUCGGGUCCAUACCAUGUUGUCAUCACCAUCCUGCAGUACUACUAGUCUUUUCUCUCGUGUUCGUGUUUUCGUUUACCAUCCCACGUAGAAACUCGUAUGUCUAUAGCUUUCAUGCAAUUGGUUGUCCGAAUAAGGAGUGGUUGACACUUCAGAUCUGGGAACCGAGUCAUUUAGACUUCGUCAGACAGUAUAUCGACAAUUGGUAUUAUUGCGGCGGAAGUUGGGGAAUGAAAUAAGUAGCGUAAGC
Messenger RNA from Somion occarium, 3698 nucleotides. NCBI's taxonomy places the organism in Eukaryota, Fungi, Basidiomycota, Agaricomycetes, Polyporales, Cerrenaceae. The record is from the annotation of a GenBank genome assembly.